UUACAAAGAGUCACGGCGAGUUGGGGCGACGUUGAAGGGUCACUGGGAUAUGGGACAAUUUUGAAGCAUCGCUGGGAGAUCGGACGAUGUGCAUAGGACCCAUAACUGACUUCAUUCGACGAAAUUUGAAUCUUGAUAUUAUGUUUUUUUGGUGCUUGUCAUGUACGAAAAGUGUUGUUUAUGAACAAAAUUCCGCUUUUUACGCUAUUCCGCAAUAAGGCGGACUGCGUCACAUUUUAGCUCGUCUCCAUUAAAAGACUGGUCGGAUUGCCAAACGGACCACACCUGAUUUCAACCGCCAAGAAAAUGCAGAAAAUAGAAAGUGAUGGCACUUAAAGAAGCCAGGGCUUCCUGCAUAGACCUGCUACUAGUGAUCGGAUUCACGUCAACACUGCUUAACAAAUCCUCUAUCGUCGAAGGGAAAGACGAGCAUACUACACUGGUCUCUAAGUUCUAUGAAAUGAAGCACUGCACGGAUAAGAAACACCAUAUUCGACUAAGCAAUGUAACGUUCACUGCAGGGCGACAUGGCGGAAAUUUAGCCAGUGCAGACGUAAGGUACAAUAAAGGACUAACGUCGAUUACAAGGAUUUCGGCGCUUUUGAACAAAUGUGGCACGGGACCAGAACACUGCGAAUAUUUUACUACCUGGCGUUGGGACAGAGACGUUUGUAAUAUGGUACUUGCAAAGGGAAUGGCCUGGACGCCUAUAGUCAACGCUAUAAAGCCUUCUGUCCACUGCCCAGUUCAGCCGGGCCCAUACCGCAUUGUGAACGCAACAGUCGACUGGGAAUCGUUUGAGAGGUUGAUACCAAUUCUCAAAUUGGAGGAUCAAGUGUUUAAGAUUGCUUUCAUGCUGUACAAUGAACGGAAAGAGCUAAGUAUGUGUAUACAGGCUAUUGUUGGCAUCUUGCGUGUCAGAGCGUAAGCAAUUUUACAAAACAAAUAAAAACAAUUGCUGGAAUAUA
This is a messenger RNA of Frankliniella occidentalis (western flower thrips), 968 nucleotides long. RefSeq lists its product as uncharacterized. NCBI's taxonomy places the organism in Eukaryota, Metazoa, Arthropoda, Insecta, Thysanoptera, Thripidae. The transcript is spliced from 5 exons. The record is from RefSeq and is a predicted model, not a curated record. Bases 326 to 928 code for a protein of 200 amino acids.